GAAGAUGAAACCUUAAACCCACUGUUUGACAAUAGCUGAAGCCGCUCGAGUAUGAGUCGAGUCUUAUAAAUAUUUGGGAAAUUCCACUCAAUUACUGACUUUACUUGAAGUAAUAAUGAAACUUGCUCUAUUAACGGUACUUGCUACCGUGGGUGCUGUUACGGUAAACCCAUUACCCCAACCUCAGUCUAUUGAAUGGUUGAAUGAAAAUGCAAUAGUUUUCAACCCCUGUGCAAAUUUGCAGUUAAACAUUGAUAACGAAUUGGUUGAGAAAAACUUGAAUAGAGUAUUAAAUAGUGUUUUGGAAACAAAAUACUAUCCUCAAGCUAUUGAAAAACCAAUCUCUAGCUACCAGCCGUUUCCUACGGGCACGGUUAAAAGGGGGAACGGUGCUAUUGAUUCGAUCACCAUUACCAUUGAAAAUAGCUCAAUUCCUUUACAAUUAGGUGCCGAUGAAAGUUACAACUUAACAAUUGACAAUAACGCAAUCAAUAUCGAUUCUGUAUCUACUUGGGGGUCAAUACAAGCAUUGAAAACUUUGCAACAAUUGGUGGUUUAUGAAAAGGGUCAAUUCUUCAUUGAAGGCUCAGUUAGAAUCGAAGAUCAUCCAAACUACCCUCAUCGGGGAGUUAUGCUUGAUUCUGCUCGUAAUUUCCUUUCUGUUAAGAAAAUCAAAGAACAAAUCGAUAUCAUGUCUUUGGUAAAACUAAAUGUGUUACAUUGGCACAUCACCGAUACUCAACUGUGGCCAUUGCAAUUAGAAUCAAUUCCAGGAAUGAUCGAAGGCGCUUAUCUGGAAAGAGAACAGUACUCCAAAAAUGAUGUCGAAGAUAUUAUCAACUAUGCUUACGAACGAGGAAUCAGAGUGAUUCCUGAAAUUGAUAUGCCAGGCCAUUCAAGAGCUGGAUACAUCAACGUCAAUGAAGACGUUUUGGCCUGUCAACAUAGCUGGUGGUCGAACGACGAUUAUAGUCUCCAUACGGCAGUAGAACCACCGGCUUCGCAGUUAGAUAUUCUAAAUAAUGAAACUUAUCUGAUGGUUGAGAAAAUCUAUAACGAAGUGAGUGGUCUUUUCCAAGACGACGUUUUCCAUGUUGGUGCCGAUGAACUACAAGCAAAUUGUUACAACUACUCUCAAUUAUUUGUUGAUUGGAUCAAGGCAAACCUGUCAAGAACCUACAGGGACUUAAGUCAAUAUUGGAUUGAUCAUUCUAUUCCAAUAUUUCGGAAAAUCCCCAAUCGUAGAUUAAUGAUGUGGGAGGAUAUCUUGACUACCCCCGAGGCCGCUUUCACCAUUCCACAAGAUGUCAUUUUACAAAGUUGGUCCGAUUACUUAAGAGGAUCAAAUAAUAUUAAAAAACUCACUUCUAAAGGAUUCGACGUGGUUGUAUCUCUGAAUAACUACUUAUACUUGGAUUGUGGUUACGGUGGAUUCGUAACUAAUGAUCCAAGAUACCUCGAUUCCCCACAAAAUGAUGAAUUCAAUACCGGCAAUGGAGGUUCUUGGUGUAAUCCUUACAAAACCUGGCAGAGAAUAUAUGACUUUGAUUUCACCACAAACCUUACUGACUCAGAACAAAAACAUAUCUUGGGUGCUGAAGCUGCCCUCUGGUCUGAACAAGUUGACAAUACCGUGUUAACCCAAAAACUUUGGCCCCGUUUAGCUGCGCUAGCUGAAAGCGUUUGGAGUGGCAACCGGGACUCCAACGGUAACUACAGAACAAACUGGCUUUCCCAACGUAUCUUCAAUUUUAGAGAAUGGUUGGUUGCUUUAGGGUACGAUGCUCUGCCCUUGGUUCCUAAAUAUUGCUUGCAAAACCCCCAUGCUUGCGAUCUUUAUUUGAACCAAACGGUGUACAAUGAUUACACUUAAUUUUCAAAAUAUUGCAACCCAUACAAAACUCGACAUUACUCCUUUAGUUUAACAACCAUUACACAGUUCUAAGACAUCUUAUGCCGCAAAUAACAAUACUUGCG
Messenger RNA from Hyphopichia burtonii NRRL Y-1933, 1977 nucleotides. It is a transcript of the gene HEX1, whose product is annotated as Hex1p. Gene Ontology annotation, biological process: glycosaminoglycan metabolic process; carbohydrate metabolic process. The record is from RefSeq and is a predicted model, not a curated record. Gene Ontology annotation, cellular component: membrane. Bases 116 to 1873 code for a protein of 585 amino acids. The transcript has a single exon. NCBI's taxonomy places the organism in Eukaryota, Fungi, Ascomycota, Pichiomycetes, Serinales, Debaryomycetaceae. Gene Ontology annotation, molecular function: beta-N-acetylhexosaminidase activity.